UGAGCUCCUGCGGGAAUUGGUUUGUAGGAGGGCUUAGAUCUAGGUGUUGGGGUACACAGGCUGAGGGUGCUCGCUUAAGCAGUUCGGCAGAAAGAAUUUAAGGCAGCCAUUCUACUUGUUUUGGUUAAAUUCAGCAAACUCUUGGCAAAUAAGAUCAAGGAAAUAACUCACUGAACCUGAGACUUGCAGAAGACAAUUUGAUUAACCAGAAAGUUAAGUUUACCCUUUAUAUGAAACUCAUUUAACAAAUGCUGUGUGCCAGAAACUGGGAGUUUGUUUGUUUUUAAGAUUUAUUUAUUUUUAGAGAAUGAGAGCCAGCCUAUAAGGGCGGGGGCGCGGAGGGAGAGAGAAUUCAGGCCGACUCCCCUCUGAGCGGGUUGCUGGGCAGAGCUUGAUCCGGAGACCUGGAGAUUACGACCUGAGUCUAAACCAAGAGUUGGACACCCAACUGGGCCACCUAGGCACUGGGAAUUUUCUAAUGAAGGACACCUCAGAGAUCUCUUUUAAAAAAUGUUAGAACUGAAAUUAGGAUAUAAUGGGUGAAACGGGAAACUUAGAGGUCCACCACAAAGUUGAUAAGUUGGUGCUCUAAUGCAAUGAAAAAUAGUGCAGCCAAUAAAAAUGAUUUAAAUCAGUGUGUGCCCCCAUGGAAAAAUGAUUCAGAUACAGCAUUAAGAAAAGAAUCAGUUCAGUUGGACUCCACAAACUAACCCGUGGGUUUUCAGUGACUACAGCAUCAUGUGGUUCAAAUCCUAUAGAAUAACUUUUGCCUGCUUGAAUAGAAUGAAAAUUUACAGGUACCCUUGGACAAGAGUGUACAGUACUUCUCAAACCACUGUAGACAGCAGUGAGAUAAAAACAUUCGUGGCCCUGGCUCAUAGGUGGUGGGAUGAACAAGGAGUGUAUGCACCUCUUCAUUCUAUGAAUGACCUGAGGGUGCCAUUUAUUAGAGACAAUCUUUUAAAAACAGUUGCUCAUCACCAGCCAGGAAAACCUCUGUCUGAGAUGAAGAUUCUUGAUGUUGGCUGUGGUGGUGGAUUGUUAACUGAACCUCUAGGGCGGCUUGGAGCUUUGGUUACUGGAAUCGAUCCUGUGGAUGAGAACAUUAAGACAGCACAGCACCAUAAAUCAUUUGAUCCAGUGCUAGAAAAGAGGAUAGAGUACAGAGCAUGUUCCCUGGAAGAGAUUGUGGAAGAGACUGCAGAAACAUUUGAUGCUGUUGUAGCUUCUGAAGUUAUAGAACAUGUGAUUGAUCUAGAAACAUUUAUACAGUGCUGCUAUCAAGUGUUAAAACCUGGUGGUUCUUUAUUCGUUACUACAAUCAACAAAACACAGCUGUCUUAUGCCUUGGGAAUUGUCUUUUCAGAGCAAAUUGCAGGUAUUGUACCAAAAGGUACUCAUACAUGGGAGAAGUUUGUUUCACCCGAAAAGCUAGAGAGCAUUCUGGAAUCAAAUGGUCUGUCAGUUCACACUGUGGCAGGAAUGCUCUACAACCCCUUCUCAGGUUACUGGCAUUGGAGUGAAAAUACAAGCCUGAACUAUGCAGCUCAUGCUGUGAAAUCCAUUGGACAGGAGCCCCCGGUGCCUGCUGGGUUUGUUUUCAGGGGGGAAACAGAGGAGCUCCAUGAUAAAGACUCCAUCAACCCAGGUGUGCAGGAAGAGCUGAAGAAAUGAUUGGCUUCGAAGGACUAUGUAUAAUACGGCUUGAAAGUCUCAUGUUUACAUAUGUGAAAAUACACACUUUGUCUUUUGUGAGUGGAUUGUGUACAAAAGAAAGUCAACAAAAAGGGCUAAAACCUUGGAUAAAAGUUUUGGUUGUUUCAUCUAAUGGCCACUUUCAAAGGAUGAUUCUGUGGAUUAAAACUUUUGGCAAGGUAUUGUGUAAUCUAGGCAUUUAACUUCCUCAGCCUUUGUUUUAUAAAUAGGGUAUAUAUACUUG
This is a messenger RNA of Lontra canadensis (Northern American river otter), 1939 nucleotides long. It is a transcript of the gene COQ3, whose product is annotated as coenzyme Q3, methyltransferase. Gene Ontology annotation, molecular function: 2-methoxy-6-polyprenyl-1,4-benzoquinol methyltransferase activity. Gene Ontology annotation, biological process: ubiquinone biosynthetic process. The coding region runs from base 739 to 1674 and encodes 311 amino acids. The transcript is spliced from 8 exons. NCBI's taxonomy places the organism in Eukaryota, Metazoa, Chordata, Mammalia, Carnivora, Mustelidae. The record is from RefSeq and is a predicted model, not a curated record.